AUGUUCAAUUAUAUCGCAAUGAAUGAAUAACGAGUGCGUGAAGGUGUACAAAAAUUUGAACCAGCUGUUGGUGCAAGAAAAUAUAUAGAUUAAGAAUAUCAACAUGCUUUAGAAUCAUUUAAUACUCGAAUUUAUGAAAUAAAUUAUACAAUAAUAACAUUACUUAUUAUUGUACAGAAUAAAAAUCUGAAUGCGCCAGAAUAUGUUCUAUAAGCAAAUGUUUUUGUAGUCAUCUCUUUAGUAUUGUUUUUUAAAAUAUAUUUAUUAAGAUCUUUUACUUUUUAAAUAUUAACUACAAUAACAUAAACAGUUACUAGGCAAAAAAUUUAAUACUGGUUGUGAA
Molecule: messenger RNA, 343 nt
Organism: Paramecium sonneborni
Lineage: Eukaryota; Ciliophora; Oligohymenophorea; Peniculida; Parameciidae
Source: the annotation of a GenBank genome assembly